This is a messenger RNA of Paramuricea clavata, 4829 nucleotides long. The record is from the annotation of a GenBank genome assembly. NCBI's taxonomy places the organism in Eukaryota, Metazoa, Cnidaria, Anthozoa, Malacalcyonacea, Plexauridae.
AGUUCUAUAAAUGCUCUAUGAAUUAUUUGACAUCUUACCGGCAAUAUGACUGGAGGUAUCACAAUUUCUUUUGCUGGUUUCACACUAAAUGGAUGAUAGACCUUCUCGUCUUCAACUUCAUUCUCACCCACAUCAUACUUAACAUCUUCUUUGGAUUGUGUCAAUUUCUUACACAGUGCUGUAAAGUCAGCUAUACUCUUGCUUGGUUUUGGAUUGGCUGUUGUGGUCGUAACUGAAGUAGUUGGUACACCCAAUGCAAUUGUCAAGUUCACAGGAACAGAAGCAGCAGCAUCCUCAGAUUUUGAUCUUCUCUUUCUAUCACUAGAGCGAUCAUACUUUCGAGGCGACCUGGACCGAUAGCCUCUGUUCAUGGAUCUGGACCGUGAACGCCUGCAUCUUUCAGGAGACCUUGAAUGCCUCCGUCUACCAACUGACUUUGACCUCGAUCUUCUCUGUCUCUCAGUUGAUUGUCUGAACCUUGAAGUGUUUUGGUACCGUGGGACAAAUCUACGUCUUUCCAAUGAUCUUGACCUUCGACGUUCCCUGGAUUUUGACCUUCGACGUUCCCUAGAUUUUGACCGUUGACGUUCCCUGGAUGUUGAUCUUCUACUUGAUUUUUGCCUUGAAUGAGAAUGUUCCCUUGAUCUCCUGUAUUUUCUGUCUUGACUCUGUUUCUCUUUAGAUCUAUCUCGAGAUUUGGACCUUUUAGAUCUCUCUUUUGACUGUAACCUUUUAUCGUCCUGUUGUCUUGACUUCUCUUUUGACCUUUCUCUUGAUUUUUUUUCAGAUCUAUCCUCCGAUCUUUUUCUAGAUUCUGUUCUUUCCUUUGAUCUUUCCUUCGACUUUUCUUUUGAUUUUUCCUUAGAUGCUUUCCUUGAUUUCUCUGUUGAUCUUGAUCUUUUUCUCAACUGUUCAGUUGACUUUUCCCUAGAUCUGUCUUUUGAUCUUCGCUUUGAUUUUUCAGCUGACUUGUCUCUUGAUCUUUUUCUUGACCUUGAACCUGACUUUUCCUUUGACUUUGAUCUCUUCUCUUUUGAUCUUGACCUUUUCCCCUUUGACUUUCUUUCCUUUGACCUAGACCUUCUUUCUUUUGACCUUGAUCUUUCUUUUGUCCUCUUAUCGUUUGAUCUGGAUCUUUUAUCUUUCGACCUUGACCUUCUCCUUUCUGACCUUGACCUUCUCCUAUUUGACCUUGACCUUCUCCCUUCUGACCUUGACCUUUUCCUAUUUGACCUUCUCCCUUUUGAUCUUGACCUUCUCCCUUUUGAUCUUGACCUUUUCGAACUGGACCUCCUUUCCAGAGAUCCUGAUUUUUCUCUAGAUUUGGAUAUCUUUAUUGCUCCAGAUGCCUCUCUAGAGAUAGACCUUGAUUUUGAUCUUUUAUCUUUUGUAUUUUCAUUUUCUUUUGCAGUUUGUUCUGAAUCAUAUUCUUCUUUUAUAUUAGCAAUGUAUAAACCAGGAUCAUAGAUUUCUAAACUACUAUUUUCCAUUUCUUGAGAGUUCUUAUUUAAGCUCAAGUUAUCUUCAACUAUUUCAGACUUAACAAGAAAGGAUGACGCAACCUUGUUUGGAUAAUUUUCACCUAUAGAUGCUUCACAUUCUCUUCUAGCAUCAGGUGACCUAGGUUCAACCUUGAUGGUGAAUGUUCCGAGAACCCCAACCUGAUUGGUUGAUGCAUAACUAGCUACUUCCUGAUUGGUCAGUUCAUCACCCUGAACCCCAUUCUGGUUGGUUGAUGCAACAUAAGCUACAUCCUGAUUGGCUGACGCAACCCUUGGUACUUCCCGAUUGGUCAGUUCAUCAGUCUGCUGCUUGGCACCUGAUUUUACAUGGUCAUUUUCAAUAGAUGAGCCAUCUCGUAUCUUCUUGGUCUUCUCAGAGUGUCUCUCCUUCGAUCUGCUCCUUGACCUAUCUCUGUGUCUUUUUCUUUUACUUGACUUUUUCUUAGAUUUUUUCUUGGAAUGCUUUGAUUUUUUGUGUUUUCUCCGUGCAGGAGACCCAGAGCCAUCUCUACGCUUGUCCUUUUCUCCAUCACUAUCUGAUAAUUCAGAUGAAGACUUCUCCGACUGUCCACUGUCGUUUGCCAUGGUAGCAAUUUCCACUGUCGUCAAGCUGCUGAAAUGUCAAAUAAAAUCCUCAAACAAGGGUAUUUUCUAGUAAUAAAAAUAAUAAACUAGUCGCUUAUACCUUUAGUCGUCAUUGUACUUCACUACAACACACAAAAGUUGCUCUUCAACCCAAAAAAUCCGAUGAAAAUCUAAAAAUUUUUCGUAAAAGUUCGAGCUGUUUUACCAUGCUCCUUCACUUACCGAAGUUGCAACGAAGAUGUUACGAACUGGUCACGAGACUUUUGAAUAUUUAUUAUAAUAAUUAAUAAUUAUUAUAAUACUGUAAAAAGUUCUUAAGCUUUUUCGGAUAUUUAAAUGUCCUUUUCCGAUUAGUUUCUAUGUGCUCAAAAUAUAUGUUUCUUUUCAAAAAUUACUAGUGAAAUAAAAAACUUUUUCAUCACAAGCCGAAAUAUUUAUACGAGAGCAUCCCGAGUGUGGUAUCAGAAAUCCCGAAGCGUAGCUUUUUAAAAUUUAUUCAAAAUGUCUUCUCGAGCUGGUCCACGAGCAAGUGGUACGGACGGUUCAGAUUUCAGUCAUCGCGAGAAAGUUGCCUCACAUUACAAAGAUAGUGUUAAGUGGAAGAGUAAAUUAAAUCUGAAUCUAUCGCUUCACUUACUUUGCAUUGUUUUGGGAGCAAUAUGGUCCGCUUUGGGUCAUUUUAAGUAAGUUUGGAAACAUUUAAUUCCUCUCAGUUUCAUUGAAUAGGUACAUAAGUAUUUAGUAAUUCUUAACACUUUAUGAAAGUUAUUUAUUACAUAUUAGAAAGAAAUCUCACUAUGAUAACAAAUUUAGGAUUGUGCUUCCACUUGUACAUAUAAAAUUUCCCGAAAAUAUUACCAAAAUUUCCUUUCCCCCAGUUAGUUAAUUAAGGCUAAAUUUGCAACUUUUCUGUAUUUUUCUAGAAUGGUACAGUAUCAACCCCAAGACUGGCAUAUUGCUUGGCUUUGUACACUUAUUCCAGUCAUGUUUGGCCGAAACAGUCUCCCAAAGAAUAAACACAAUCAAAUGUAUGUUUAUGUGAUUGGUUCUCUUCUACUUGGGUUCGGACCAAUGAUAUAUGGUGCUACGAAACAUCUUAAGACCGUGAUGUUGUACAUGCAACAGGAAUCUGGAGGGACACUUGACUUACGAGGGCUCUCAAUUAAACUUGCAGUCAUAGGUUUGAUUGUUCAAAUGCAGAUAACUGCUUUAUAUUAUGCAAUAAGACUGAUCGGUGCUUGGAAAUCAAAGGGUGAAAAGAGCUCUUAAAAUAAAUGAUAAAUAUCAUCUGACAUGGUACAUGUAAAAUAAAUAAUUUUGGAAACUAAUAUAAAGACCAUUCCAAAAUCCAAAUUGAAAUUUAUUUCGAAAUGGAAUUUUGCAUCAUGUAGAAUUUUGCUCCUUUUGAGGUUUUCAGAUGUGAAAUCUAUUUUGUCCUUUUCUUUGUUUUCACUUUCAACUCAAAAGCGACAAAAACUUUAGUAACCACAGUAACUGUAGCUGACUUCAUAAGUUCUUGAAAUGUUUCCGUUCUUUCAGUGUUUCUUCCUUCAUGUUCUCUUCCUGUGUAUUCUUCAGUUGAUUGUUCAUGAAUAUGUCUUGCUUGUCCAAGACUUUGAUUCAAAGAGUUUGCUAUUUCAAGAGCCUUGACUCUGGCAUUUUGCACUGCUAGUACACAUGACUGUCUCCUAAAAGUUAUGGGAAAGGGUCAGUUUCUUCCAGUCUUUAACCUAACAUCUUUCACACUAGAAUUAUAAUGUUCAUUGCAUUGCAAACUAACCUUAAACUCUCUAGUCUCCCAGGCAUAUAAUGAAAACAUGGUCUUGAGAUUUCUACACUUACAUCAAGUUUCUCAACCAAAAAAUUACUAACUUCUUGACAUUUUGUAAAAUCUGUAAACUGAACAGAUAUUUCCACUCUUAGCUCAUACUUUGAUUCUUUUUUCAUUAAAGAUCUAUCCACUAUGUAGCAGUUCUUCCCAAUGUUAUGUGAUCUCAAUGUCUGCAAAAUAUACUCCACUCGUUUGUUGACACUUGUCUUGACGUCUUCCACGGUAUCCUGUAAAAUCGCCCUCACAAUUUAUAAUUAGGAAACUUCGGAUUGGUAGGGAUGUAGGCUUGAUUACCAGGCAUGGCCUCAAGUAGCGAUCAGUGGCGUAGCCAGCUCGAUAAGUGGGGGGGGGACAUAUUCAUAUAUUUGUCCCCCCAACUUAUCGAGCUGGCUAUGCCACUGGUAGGGAUGCAACUAACAGAAAAAUAGGAGAACUUGGAAAUUCAAUUUUAUGCAAAAAGCAAAUAGGUGGGGUCUUGGGGUUGCUUUUUUAAUUUCGGUAAAAUUUAUACACUACCUUAACGUUGGUACAAACUACGGUAACUUGAGCAUAAUCUGGAGCAAUUGUCAUCUCGCCUGUCUCAAAAAUUUGAAUAAUAUCAGAUGCAAUGCUCUUGUCUUUGGCAGUAUUUGUCAUGUUUUCCCGGCUGCUUUCUUGCUUGUCAGUAAAUUUCGCUGGUUUCUCGCCACUCGAAGUAAAUUGAGCAAACACUUGAGCAGGAUAAAACCAUCUUUUUGCUUCUGAAUUCAUUUCAAAACACGAAACAAAUCAAACAAUCUUGUAAACUUUUUGAACCGUUAAAUAUAAAAACUUUUGUUGUGUUGAUGAAAUGUGCAGAACUUUAUGUAAGAAAACUAUAAAUGACUCAGUAUAAGCGGAAUUUUUUUCGAAUCUCCUCAUCAAGCAAAAAU